UCCUUCUGUUUGUUUUGUUGCGGUCAUAAAUACAGUACAAAGGCUCGGUCUGACUCAACACCAGUGUAACUAGAACAAAGUCAUCAAUGGACGUGAAGGACAGAGUUGCUUGGCUUUACUUCAUGUUACAUCAGUUGUUGUGAGGAGUAAUGUUACACAAGCUUCAUGCAAAACACACAAAAACAGAUCCUCCCCUCAGUCUGAAACUGUCUGAUUAAUGAUAAGAAAGCAGCUGCCACAGCAGAAAACGUGAGUCAUCUGCCCUGGUUCCCACAUCCAUCAAAGUUGAGCACUGGUGCAUAUGUAGACCUUAAACUAGUAUAUGAAUAGUUGACGUGUCGAGCAGGGGUCAUGUGGUGGCAUGCUAUACAUAUUCUAAACUGUUUAAGACAACAUUUUUCUAAAUCUUAUUUAAAUAUAAUACAUGUACUUAUAGCACCUCUUAAUAACUGAAAUACUACAUGUACGAUUUGUACAAUUGUACUAUUGAGACGCAGGUACUAUUACUUAUUUCUUAGCUAUUAGUAACCAUGCCAAUGAACACACAAACACAUACAAAUAUUAUAUAGUAACAUUAAAAAAUUAAGAACCUAAAUUUGUUAUUUAAAAUGUAAUUACAUGCAUAUAAUAAAUAGCUACUAAUGAUAUUAAAAUGAAAGCUAGUUCCUCGGUUGUAAAAUAACUAUUAAAACACAUACUACCUUAUUAUUAGUGUUCAAUAUUCAGAGGUAAUCUUGACAGGUUGAUUAUUUUAGUAACAAAGCCAUUAUAAUGUUUGCAUUUUUAAGUAGUUUUUCUCCCUCAUUUUUAUUUUAAAUUGGUUACAUUGGUAAUUCUCUUGUAUAUUUUUGUCAUAUGAAUUAGUCUAGCUUUAGAUAUUUUAGUACAUCAAGGAAGUAAAGUUUGUUCAUUGUUUACGUGGUGUUUAAACUUUGGGACCAUGAACAAAAAAAGUUGUCAAUAUAUGAAACAGACUUCCUCAUUCUCUGAUCUAUGGAUCUCCUCCGUGUCUCCCUCCUUUACUUCUAAAGGGAAAUCCCUCUGUGUUGCGCUAAUAUUUCAUCAGGGCAUACGUUUAUGCACUGCCCCACGCGCAUGAUGACAAUCCAGACCUCAACGUAAUGCCGGUAAGGAUGAGAUCCCUCGUCCUUUGCAUCUCGUUUGCACUCCAGUGCUUCGUUCUCCAAAGCGCAUCAGAGUAUUCUUCAAAAUCCGAGCUGGAGUACGAAUUCGGCGACUAUCGCGGCAAGUUCUGCAUCGACGACCAAGGUUUUGUUUACAGCAUCGGAGAGGUCUAUUACCCGAGCUCCACAGCGUGUCCCUGCACCUGCACAGAGGAUGGACCCGUGUGUGUCCGACCCAAGUGCCCGCGUAUACACCCGAGAUGCACUCGCAUCAAAUACAGGUCCUGCUGCCCCGUGUGUGAAGCUGUCAGUAAAGUCUGCGUGUACGGCGGGAAAACUUACAGAAUGCUGGAGGAAUUUAGGCUGUCACCCUGUGAGCGCUGCCGGUGCGAAGUCAACAGAGAAGUUUACUGCACCAUAUCCGGCUGCCCUGCCUUACAUUGUGUGAAUCCUGUAUACGAACCCAACCAUUGCUGUCCCGUGUGUAAAAAUGGGCCAAACUGCUUUGCUGGAAACCGCGUGAUCUCGGCUGGAGAGCGCGUCGAGAUUGACGAGCAGACGGUGUGUUUCUGCACCUACCGGGACGGAACGUGGCAGACGCACCCUCACGCUACCUGCGAGGAGCGCCAGCGAGCAGACAAUGAAGCCACCGACUCCGACGGCACAUCUAAACAGAUGGAGGAGCAGGAGAUGGAGAAAGAGAAAGAGAGAGUGUUCUUUCCCAGGUUGGAUGCCAUCCCGUGAAGCGAAGUGUGCCUGGCAGCAGCUCUCCUGACAGGCAGGAGGGGAUGCAGAGCACCGUGCAGGUGUCUGUGCCCAGGGUAAACACAACCUGCGCUGGGAUAACUGCCAAUGCUGACCUCUCUAGCCAACCUCACCACCCCCUCCAUCCUGACCCAGAUCGGCAACCCACUGACAAGCAACAUGCACUAAUAAAAUGUUCCAUUAUUAUACACGGCACACUUGUUGUUCAGAAAUUAGGAGUCUGUAAUGCUGAUAAUUCAGUUUUGCCAUCACAGGAAUAAAUGACAUUUUAAAAUAUGUUCAAAUAGAAAGUAGUUAUUUUAAAUUGCAAUGAUAUUUCACAAUAUCGCUUUCUUUGUGAUCAACCAAAUGCAGGUUGAGACUCACUUAAAACAUUUUCAAAUCUUACAGACGCCACAUUUUUGAAUGGUAGCUUAAAUAUGUGUAUAUUACUGUAUAUCACGUUGUCCACUUCUUACAAAGAUGCAAUAUAAAUUAAAUAUGGAGCAUUGUAUUCCCCAUUUUCCCAACUCAUUUUAGAUGCAAGUUGUGUUAAUGGGCACAUUGCAUACUUUUAAAGUUAAUGAAAAUAGUUUGAUGUUUAAACGAUUUAUUCCAUGUCCCAUAUGCCACUUUGAUUAACAACUUCAAUGUUCGUUCCAAACUAAUACUGAAAAUAUCAUACUGUAUAUGUAACCAGUAAAAUUAUGUUCUCCUUUAAGAAGAUUAACCUUCUUGUUUAAAAAAGAAGUGGAGCAUGCAAUAAGAAACAUAUUUUCAAAGGGCUGGUCAAAUGGAAACAUAAUUAGAGUAUUAAAGUCAUCUCAGGUUUCA
Messenger RNA from Puntigrus tetrazona (Sumatra barb), 2702 nucleotides. Its product is annotated as brorin. Gene Ontology annotation, biological process: negative regulation of BMP signaling pathway. Gene Ontology annotation, cellular component: AMPA glutamate receptor complex. The transcript is spliced from 4 exons. Lineage: Eukaryota; Metazoa; Chordata; Actinopteri; Cypriniformes; Cyprinidae. The coding region runs from base 1122 to 1868 and encodes 248 amino acids. Gene Ontology annotation, molecular function: protein binding. The record is from RefSeq and is a predicted model, not a curated record.